This is a messenger RNA of Phytophthora nicotianae INRA-310, 1787 nucleotides long. RefSeq lists its product as hypothetical. The coding region runs from base 209 to 1594 and encodes 461 amino acids. The transcript is spliced from 2 exons. The record is from RefSeq and is a predicted model, not a curated record. Lineage: Eukaryota; Oomycota; Peronosporomycetes; Peronosporales; Peronosporaceae.
CUCUCGUCUCGCUUCUGUCAGUGCCGGUGGACCAACUGUUGCGAACGAUACAGCGACCUUGUACAUGGCGCAUCCCGCGUCAACUUGUAGGCAUGCACUCGUCCUGCUCUUGGCACGGCUGCAAAUGGAUGCCUCUCUUCUCCCACCAGCGAUCAAACAUCGAAGGCGUUGACGUCCCCAUUCUUCUUCCGGAAUCGCGUGACUGACAAUGGUGCAGUACACGUACUCACGGUCACCCGACCACCCGUACGCGCUGGAAAUGCUGCCGCUACCCAAGGAAGAACUGGACAAUCUUCGAGGCGACGCGAAAGCGGCGUACCAGUCGCUGUUCCCAGCAGUACAGGCCGCCGUUCGGUUCGGAAGCGAUGGAGAAGUGUUUAACGUGGCGCACCGUAGCGGCAAUUGCAAGUCCAUGGCCAUGUGGACGACGUCGCUGCUGUUCGGUACACUGGAGGAGGUGGCCGCUUUGUAUCUGGACCAGAACGGACGCGUGCCGAUGGUACUGGACUCGGCGCGCUCUCGUCGGCUCUAUGAGCUCGAGAAACCUUCGAACAACAAGCCGUUGCGAGGCGCAUCCCUGCGCUGGUCGCUGUGGAAGCCGCCGUCCAAGCUGUCGGACGGCAGAGACGUCUGCUAUCUCGAAUACAUGAACUCGUUCGUAGAUCGCGAAACGGGGCGUCGUGUGUGGGCGCGCGGGAUGCGAUCCAUCAACCACUUGUGCUGUCCGGCGUCGCAGCAUCCGGACGGCCCGGUCCGAACGUACAUGCGCGUAUCCGGCAUGAUCUUCCGUGAGACCGACCGUCCGAACGUGCUGGAACACGUCAUGUUCAUCCAUAUCGACGGUCGAGGCGUCCCCAAUUGGGUCGUACAGCAAGCUAUCGCCGCUAACAAAAAGGCGGCGGAUAAUCUCAACCAGGUACUCAAGAUCAUGCGUCAAUUAAAACCGCGACAAGCUCCCGGUUCUAUCGAAGACGGCCGUGACUGUAAGGCGUGUGGAGACCGCGUCUCCAAGUGGACGAUCGCUAAACGGUGCCGCUUCUGCGAUGCCAUUUUGUGUAAGAAGUGCGUGGACAUCUGCUAUCAUCGCGCUGACGCAAGUGGGAAGAACCACCGAAUGUGUUUGUCUUGUGCCAUCUACACGGGCUCAGUGAACUCCACGAGUCGCAGCUUGAGUGGACUGGACUACAACCGUCCCAACAGGUCCCAGUCUCGCCGAAAUGCUACUGAGAUCAGCGAUCGGAAGCUGUCCGAGUCGGUACUCACAGCUUUAACCAAGCAGAACAGUCUUCCUACCUAUGUGAUGCAGUCCAGUGUGUGCUCGGAAGGGGAGAGACCGUCGAUUUCUAUGACGGAUUCUGUUGGAAGUGGCUCUCGUGAAGACCCGGUUGCAAUUCGUGAACGCCUUGAAAAUAUGCAGCUGUACAGCCCAACAAGUAAUAGUACGAAUCAAGAAUGGAGACAGCGAACACGCAGUCGGGUGCUCACGCUGGACUUGGAGCUUGAGCCGCAACGUGCAGAGCCUAUCGAUCUGUCGUAUCUGUCCGAACUGGUUACCCCUCGCGCCGGAGCACCCAGACGCGCCGUCGAUAUUUAAGAAAAAUGAAACAAGCAAGUUUCCAAGUACUAAAACGUAUCACCUUGUCAAGUUGAUCAACAUGACAAACAACGCACAUGUCAAAACCCCGAAAGAAGGAGCAGUGAUCCCCACCUCAGCACCCAGAGCGUAGGAACAGAUGAAAAAAUACACAAGCACAAAUUCUACCUGGUUAUCACGAAAGUUAAGAAAG